AUGUAUGAGAGUGUGGACGUCGUGGGACUGAAUCCCAGCCCGAACCCGUUUUUAAUGAUGGAUUACUACAACCAGAGCAGAGGAUGUUUGAUCCCGGAGAAAGGACUUGUGCCCGGAGUGCCCCAUCCCUACAGCUCGUCCAUCAGAAACCAACACUGGAACGGCUCAAAUCACUCUAUAGAGACGCAGAGUACCAGCUCAGAGGAGAUAGUGCCGAGCCCGCCGUCGCCCCCUCCUCCCCCGCGGGUCUACAAGCCCUGCUUCGUGUGCCAAGACAAGUCCUCAGGAUACCACUAUGGAGUCAGCGCCUGUGAAGGCUGCAAGGGCUUCUUUCGGAGGAGCAUCCAGAAGAACAUGGUGUACACGUGUCACCGGGAGAAGAACUGCAUCAUCAACAAGGUCACCAGGAACCGCUGCCAGUACUGCCGGCUGCAGAAAUGCCUGGAAGUGGGCAUGUCCAAGGAGUCUCCUCGCUCCAGCUCCAAAGGCGGGAUGGCGUUGGGCCCCCAGCCGCCGCCCCCACCCUUGGAGACCGGGAGGGGACAGACUGGGGCGCCAGGGGCGGACAGGGCAGCUCCCCCGGCGGUGAGGAACGACCGGAACAAGAAGAAGAAGGAUGAGAAGAAGCCGGAGUGUACUGAGAGCUACGUGCUGAGCACUGAGACGGAGCAGAUGAUCAACAGGGUCAGCAAGGCGCAUAAGGAGACCUUCCCUUCCCUCUGCCAGCUGGGCAAAUACACUACGAGUAACAGCUCGGAGCGGCGUGUGGCUUUGGACGUGAACCUGUGGGACAAAUUCAGCGAGCUGUCCACCAAGUGUAUCAUCAAGACGGUGGAGUUUGCCAAGCAGCUGCCCGGCUUCACCACGCUCACCAUCGCUGACCAGAUCACCCUGCUCAAGGCCGCCUGUCUGGACAUACUGAUUCUGCGGAUCUGCACGCGCUACACACCGGAGCAGGACACCAUGACGUUCUCGGACGGCCUGACACUAAACCGGACCCAGAUGCACAAUGCCGGCUUCGGACCGCUCACCGACCUGGUGUUCGCCUUCGCCAACCAGCUCCUCCCCCUGGAGAUGGACGACGCCGAGACGGGGCUGCUCAGCGCCAUCUGUCUGCUGUGUGGAGAUCGGCAGGACCUGGAACAGGCAGACAAGGUGGACGUACUACAGGAGCCCCUACUGGAGGCUUUGAAGAUCUACGUGAGGAAGAGGAGGCCUCACAAACCACACAUGUUUCCCAAGAUGCUGAUGAAGAUCACCGACCUGAGGAGCAUCAGUGCCAAAGGAGCCGAGCGUGUCAUCACCCUGAAGAUGGAGAUCCCGGGCUCCAUGCCCCCUCUCAUCCAGGAGAUGCUGGAGAAUUCUGAGGGUCUGGAGAGUGGGGCCACAGGCUCCCGGACCAGUGGGGCCCUCCCAGGCAGCUGCAGCCCCAGCCUAUCCCCAAGUUCCGCCCAAAGCAGCCCCAGCCCCACCACGCAGUCACCGUAGCAAGCCGCCCUCUUUUUCUCUCAUCCCCCUCUUUCUCCCUGUGGUUGGGGCAUCCUCAAUGGACACAGAGACUGGCGUGUUCUUGAGUGUUCCUCCCUAUGUGCGAUACACCCUCUCCUGCUCCACCCCCUCAAAGACACUGUCUGGAAAAUGGCGGACGGGCGGUGGUGUGAUUUCUCCGUUUUCUGGAACACUGCUGAUAUCUCCUCUGUCGCUCACCUCACCCUUCCCUCUCUCUCUCUCUCUCCACCUGAAAGACUGAGGGAAGGAAUCGAAAGGAGCAGUCAGAGCUGUGGACACUGGUCCACUCAGAGGGGCUGGCGGGAAAGGGGGAGACAGACAGACAAACGGACAGGACAAGCAGACAGACUAACACCAGACACUUUUCUCGUUUCUCCAAGGCGGACUGCAGGCAUGGACUUGUCGAAGAAGACCCCACAUAAAAAGACUGGGUCGUUCUCCUUUUCCAUCUUUGAAAAACAGAUUUCGUACAAAAUAUAUAUAUAGAAAAGUAAGAAACUGUUGUGAUUGAAUUCUUCUUGAUGGAAUAACAGGUUGAGAAGAAAAACAACUUUUUUGUGUGUUUUAAUUGUUCCAUUGUUUUAUCACAUACUGAUGAUGUUUUAAUUAACAAAAGUAAAGAAGUUAAAAUUUACUUUUUCAAUUUAAAGACAUACACACGCAAAUGUGCACAGAAUAGAGUUGCGAUAAAUAUCAAAAUAUUCCAGGUUGGGUUUGCUUUUUCUCUCCUUUUUCUUUUCUGCUKCAAAGAGAAUUGGAAAAAAUGAUUGUAUGAGCUUGGAUGUAUGAUAUGGUCACAGGUCCUUCAAGAAAUCAAAUGAAUGAAGUUAAGGUGUAUUUUAAGUAGCCUUUGAGUUCAUGUAUAUAAGCUGUAUUCAUUUCUUAAAAAAAAAAAAAAACUACGGAUACCUUUUACGUGUUUUGUUCGUAUGUUUCUGUUUGAAGAAAAAUAUAUUUUAAGCACAUUUUCCUGAAGGAGGGACAUGUCCAUAGAAAUCACUAUUGUUCUUAAAAACGGCAGCCACAAUUUAGUUUACUCUCACCCAUUAAAUUACAACAUAGAUUCCCAUGAAUACGAAAAAGAAAACCAAAGCACUCAUAUUGGGGCUUUUUGGUGAUUGGUAGCUGAAGAAAGAUGUGGAUUUGGGGAGUUGGAGGGUUGAGCGCCAGGUGCUGGGUUCAUCCAGCUAGGCACAGAGACUAGACACAGCAUGGUUCCCAAAUGGAUUACAAUGUGAAGGAUGGAGUACAGUACACUGUAUUUUCAAGACAAGUGAUUCCUAUAAGAAUCUAAAAAAUGGUAUGUGGGGGAGGGUAACUUGAGUGAUCUAGUGUCCCCUAUUGAUGGUGAAGGAAGUUGGCCUUGUUGACUAUGCUCUCACGGAUACACCAACAACCUGGGUCGUAUUCAUUAGGCAUGAAAAAUAUAAAAAAUAAGUGAUUGACACAGGGAGAGUCUACCCCCCCCCCCCCCCCCUUGUAAAAUGUUUUGCAGUGUGCACUAAUGAAUGUGACCCCGUUUUGGGAAACGGGACCUUUGAACUUUGCCUCAAAGCAAUACCACCUGUGAUUCUUCAUAGAAGCCCAACAUCACCACUGAGCCUAGUUUUUGAUUCUCACACGCAGCUCGCUCAAACAUUCAGCACUGUACACAAACACAUAUCGAUGUCUCAGGAAGGAAUCAUUCUAUAUGCUUUGCUUGUUCUUUGUAAGAGUUUCCACUGUGCUGCACCCUACUGCCAAUCACACACACUGACACACAUAUGCAUGCUACUGAGCCCUUGAAUUCUACAACUCUACAAUCACUCAUCUCUGCUAGGCCAGUACUUUGCAGAGAGACUGGUCUGAACAACAAGAGCUAUGAAGAGGAUGUCAAUAUGGAUUCUGUUGGAAUCAUAAAUGUGUUCAUUUUUUUCAUUUAUUUGUACGGUCAAAGCUGCUUUUUUUUCCUCAAUUAGGACAACACCUGUCCACAACAGCGCACAAGCCUCUCUCCCCAGCGAAUCUGGAUUAGCAACACAAACCCCUCGAUUUGAGAAGUAUGGAAUAUGUUGCAAUCUUUUUCAAAAUUCAUCAGGCAACUUAAAAUAAAAACAUUUCAGAAUA
This is a messenger RNA of Salvelinus sp. IW2-2015, 3615 nucleotides long. It is a transcript of the gene raraa, whose product is annotated as retinoic acid receptor, alpha a. Gene Ontology annotation, cellular component: transcription regulator complex; nucleus. The record is from RefSeq and is a predicted model, not a curated record. The transcript has 9 exons. The coding region runs from base 1 to 1488 and encodes 495 amino acids. Lineage: Eukaryota; Metazoa; Chordata; Actinopteri; Salmoniformes; Salmonidae. Gene Ontology annotation, molecular function: nuclear receptor activity; RNA polymerase II cis-regulatory region sequence-specific DNA binding; nuclear glucocorticoid receptor binding. Gene Ontology annotation, biological process: cellular response to corticotropin-releasing hormone stimulus; regulation of transcription by RNA polymerase II; retinoic acid receptor signaling pathway.